This is a messenger RNA of Lodderomyces margitis, 2295 nucleotides long. Its product is annotated as phosphatidylinositol-3-phosphatase. Bases 1 to 2295 code for a protein of 764 amino acids. Gene Ontology annotation, biological process: dephosphorylation. Gene Ontology annotation, molecular function: phosphatase activity. NCBI's taxonomy places the organism in Eukaryota, Fungi, Ascomycota, Pichiomycetes, Serinales, Debaryomycetaceae. The record is from RefSeq and is a predicted model, not a curated record. The transcript has a single exon.
AUGGAAAACAUCUUUACUGUUAAUGAUGUUGUAUUAAGUAGACGAGGGUCAUACAUCUUGGGAACCUUGAUCUUAUCAUCUUAUCAUCUUGUGUUUACAUUUACAUCAAAUCAAAAACAAGCAGCCACACCAGCAGUUACACCUGUACAACAAAAGGAAAUUUGGAUAUGCUAUCCCAUAAUCGAAAGGAUGGCAAAAUCUCGAGGGUCAACCUGGCUAAACAACAAUGCAUCGACCUCAAACAAUUCGAGCCUUGAGUAUCGAAUAACGUCUGCCAUUUCGUCGGGGUCGUCGUCGUCAACAACAACCGCUCAUUCUCCUUCCCCUCAACCGCAUCCAACUCCACCCCAGAUUGAUGGGUUCGAUAACUAUAGUGCUUCAAAUAUUAGAUUACAAUGCAAAGACUUCACGUAUUUUUCAUUUGAUUUCAAGAAUGACUUAAUAUGUACCGAAGUGUUCAACAAGUUGAGUUCAUUGGCCACGACUGCCAAAACUGAGAACGACAUCAAAUCGCUAUAUGCAUACUCAUAUGUUCCCAACAAUUUGGAGAAAAAAUUGGAUGUACGCGGAUGGGAUUUAUACGAUACUGUAGCUGAAUACAGCCGAUUGGGAUUAAUUUCAAAUGACACUACUGGUGAUAGAUUUUGGAGACUCACUGAAGUGAAUUCCGAUUACAAGUUUUGCCCGUCAUAUCCUCGGCACUUGAUUGUCCCAAGUUCUAUAUCGGACAAUGUUUUGAAGCACGCGGCGAAAUUUCGAUCAAAGCAGCGAAUACCCGCAGUGGUAUACAAACAUAAAGCCAGCAUCAAUGGAAAUGUCAUUGCCAGAUGUGCUCAGCCUCUUGUUGGCCUAAAUUUACAAAAUCGAUCAAUACAAGACGAAAAAUUGAUUGGGGAAAUAUUUCAUUGCCAGGAUGUUGAGCGUGGAAUUCACUUGAAGAAAGGGGAACAGGAUGAAAUCACAGAAUAUCAAUCGCAGCAAAUGCAAAGGAAUUUACUUGUUGAUUUGAGACCUGUCACUAAUGCAAUGGCGCAACACGCUUUAGGGGCAGGUACAGAGAAUGUUGACAACUAUCGAAACAAAAAAGGUCGCGCCGAAGAACCCACCAAUGGUAGUGACAACCAUUCACAUCAUUCAAGAAAUCCACGACAAGUUGAUAAAAUAUUUUGCAACAUUGAUAACAUUCAUGUGGUAAGAGACUCACUUAACAAAUUGACGACAAUAUUGAACGACCUCGACAGGUUUCAACAAUCAAGCCAAACACCAAGUCCUACUGCAUCAGCUGCACUACAGCAUGCACUAACCAAGACGCAAUGGUUGAACCGUCUCUCCAUCAUAUUACAAUCGGUCGAUAGGAUAACAAAAUCGAUUCAUUUAAACAAUACGAAUGUGAUCAUACAUUGUUCAGAUGGAUGGGAUAGAACGUCACAAGUGUCUGCAUUAGCUCAAUUAUGCCUAGAUCCUUAUUAUAGGACUACAAAAGGAUUUAUGGUGUUGAUUGAAAAAGAAUGGGUGAGCUUUGGGUUUAAAUUCAACACCAGAGCUGACCACGGUGGCUGUAUUGGUGCCGUUAUGAAAAAAAAGUCGAGGAGACAGCAAUUGCAAGAGUGUCCAGAUAACAACAGGACUGACGAACAAUCGUCAGAAGUGUCAAUUGACAGUUUGCAGUUGGAGAAUAAACUAGCUAACGAAGCUUCAAGCGCUGGCAGUGGAGCCGCUGCUAGUGUGACUUCAUUUUUGCAAAAGGCAGCUAGAGCUGCUCGUGAUAUUAAAAACAGUGCUCAAAAUGGAUUAUCCAAUUAUCCUGAUGGAAAUCGUCCUGGAACUCCAGAUGCAAAUUCGGAUAAGCAGUUUCAGUCAACAUCUUCUAGUAUCUACGGUGGAAGCAACGAACGCUCGCCAGUUUUCCACCAGUUCCUAGACUGUGUCUACCAGAUUUUCCGUCAGCAACCGACAAAGUUUGAAUUCAACACAAGAUUCCUCAAAAGGUUAUUAUAUCAUUACUAUUCCUGUCAAUAUGGGUCAUUUUUGUGCGAUUCAGAGCGGGAGUUGCUCCAAGUGGACAAAUGCUAUGACUCGACUGUAUCAGUUUGGGAUUAUUUCAAUUCUAGACCAAAUGAAUUUCAAAAUAAGCUAUACGAUAUAGGCGAUAAUGAAAAUGAUGGGGUAGUAUUUUUCAACUCAGCUGAUAUGAAGUGGUGGUUUGAGUUGUACGGUAGAUCGGAUGAGGAGAUGAACGGAUUAUCCAAUUCCUUGGAUAGAAAGUUCGCACAAAUGGCGAUAAAUAAGGAUUAA